Molecule: messenger RNA, 1971 nt
Organism: Mycetomoellerius zeteki
Lineage: Eukaryota; Metazoa; Arthropoda; Insecta; Hymenoptera; Formicidae
Product: protein THEM6
Exons: 4
Coding region: 511-1182 (223 amino acids)
Source: RefSeq, a predicted model, not a curated record
UGUAUGUGUGUGUGUGUGUCUGUCAAGCUGCAAUUUUAAUAUUUAAUAUUUGCAACACGCGUGCCGUAAUAAAAUUCGUUACACUCGAGAGAGUGUAUGAUUAUGAACGAAGAUAUUAUUAGCUUUUACUGUAAUGUAAAGUAUGAAUCGUUCGUGAUUGCUAAACCUUAGUUUAAAAACCCUGACCCUCGGACGCCGGAAAUCAAGUUUGAGUCCAGAUUUUAAUUUCUAUCAAUACAAGGCUCGUCAGAAUGACAUAAUCCAACAUUUUAAGAUGAAUCUAUUGACGUCGCUGCAAUUCGUCCGCGGUCUUUCGAAAUGGUGCGAGCGCAACCUGCAUUCUUAUUGAUGGGACGAGGAACACCGUCGACUGCCCAGACGAAUCGAUAAACCGGUGCGAGUGGUGUUGCGGCGGUGGAAGAUAUCCAAGAGUCUAGCCACGUCCGACCGGAGAGCGUCCGGCUUGUCGCCGGAUUGAUUUUUGUGGAGCAGCAACCGUGCGGCGCGAGGAUGAUGACUUGUUGGGUCCUGGUCGGAAUCUUCGUAACCAUCGUGCUCAUUUACGGCCUCAUCGAAUUUCAUUAUUUUCUACGCAUGUUCCUCACCGUCUUCCUCGCGCGUUAUUGCAAAAAAAGGGUGCACAUCCUUGAUGAAACCGUGAUCUACGGCAUUUGCACUACCAAUGAUGUGGACGCGCUUUUAUAUCAUAUGAAUAAUGCGAGGUAUCUUCGUGAGCUCGAUUUUGCGAGGGUCGACUUUUACGAAAGGACCGAUCUCUACCGAGAAGUUUGUUCUCAAGGAUCAGGUGUUGUCCAAGGAGCUGCCACUAUACGUUACAGGCGUUUCAUCAAGCCGCUAACGAUUUUUAAAAUAACAUCUAAGAUCGUUUAUUGGGAUGAGAGGAGUUUUUUCAUGGAGCAUCGAUUUAUCACGCCGAGCGAUGGCUUUAUAAGGGCAAUCGCGAUUUGCAGGCAAAGACUUCUAAAUUGUAGCGCCGAUACUGUUAUUGGCGCCCUACUGAAUCGUAGGGUGAAGCAGAAUGGAAAUGUUGAAGCAGGUGUAAUGCAGGUAUCUCCUGUGCGACCAGAGAUGCCACCCGAAGUGAGCAGGUGGAUGGAAAGUAACGAAAUAUCAUCAGCGAUGUUGAGACAGGAACCGAUCACGAUAACGACGCGUUGCUGACAAACGGACGCCGCGACGUCCAGCGGCGUUUUAGCACCGAUAUACACAACCACGACUGUGUAACAAGCGGAAUGUAGUCUUUAUUUUUAUCCUUAAUUGCCGGAUGAUGGGUGUUGUUCUGGGGGAAAUUCCGUAACAAGAUUGAUUAAAGAUUCUCGCUACUUAUGUAUUUAAUUGUCUUUGAGAAGUGGAAAUUAGCGCGGCCUUACGACAAAAUAAAUGAUUAAUAAUGACCUACUGCAAGCCUGGUAUUCUGUAAUCAGGGAUAAGAAUAAUUAAUCUAAUUGCAGUAAGCGAUUAUUUCUUCCUCUUUUUAUUAAAACAUAGAUUGGUCAAAUUCUUAGAAAAAGAAAAUGAUUAUAAGUACGAGGUAUGUUCGGAAAAUAAGGUUACAACGUGUCUGUAGCUCAGAGGGAAGUUUUUCGUUUCAAAGUUGGCACAUCUGUUUGGAGGGGAGAUCCCAGUGAAAAGAACAAGCGAUGGAGGGGGUCAGUAGCUUGACUGGUUGCGUCAGAAUCGUGUCAUAACAAUUAACAUGAAUCUGACAAUGAAUCUAACGGGCUUUUCAUUUUUAACGAUAACGAGAUAUCGGAUGACGGCUCGCACUUCAUACUUGGCGAGAUCGGGAAUUGCCAGAUUCAUGUUAUGACACGAUUCUGACGCAACCAGUCAAGCUACUGACCCCCUCCGCCGCUUGUUCUCUUCACUGGGACCUUCCCUCCAAGCAGGUGUGCCAACUUUGAAACAAAAAAUUUUUCUCUGAACUAUAGACAUGUUGUAACCUUACUU